AGCGCAAGAUGGCGGCGGACAGUGAACCCGAGUCGGAGGUGUUCGAGAUCACGGACUUCACCACCGCCUCCGAGUGGGAGAGAUUUAUUUCAAAAAUAGAAGAAGUGUUGAACGACUGGAAACUUAUUGGGAUUUCUUCAGGCAAACCUCUGGAAAAGGGUGUAUAUACCACUGGAGUGUGGGAGGAGAAAUCAGAUGAAAUUUCGUUUGCAGACUUCAAAUUCUCAGUUACACAUCAUUAUCUUGUACAAGAACCUGGUGACAGAGAUGGGAGAGAAGAAGGUGUAGAAGAUGCCCUUCCUCUGCCUAUGCAGGACUUGCUCUGCAUGAACAAUGACUUUCCUCCUAGAGCUCACUGUCUAGUGAGAUGGUACGGCUUACGUGAGUUUGUGGUUAUUGCUCCAGCUGCAAAUAACGAUGCGGUUCUUAGUGAAUCAAAAUGUAACCUUCUGCUGAGUUCUGUUUCUAUUGCAUUGGGCAACACUGGCUGUCAGGUGCCGUUGUUUGUGCAAAUACAUCAGAAAUGGCGACGUAUGUAUGUUGGAGAGUGUCAAGGUCCAGGAGUUCGAACUGACUUUGAAAUGGUUCAUCUUCGCAAAGUGCCCAGUCAGUAUACUCACUUAUCGGGAUUACUGGAUGUCUUCAAGUCCAAGAUUGGAUGCCCGUUAACACCACUGCCUCCAGUUAGCAUGGCUAUUCGGCUUACGUAUGUGCUUCAAGAUUGGCAACAGUACUUCUGGCCGCAGCAGCCACCAGAUAUAGAUGCUCUAGUUGGAGGAGAAGUCGGAGGCCUUGAAUUUGGGAAGUUACCAUUUGGUGCCUGUGAAGAUCCUAUUAGUGAGCUCCAUCUAGCCACCACAUGGCCUCACCUAACAGAAGGUAUAAUUGUUGACAAUGAUGUCUAUUCUGACCUGGAUCCUAUUCAAGCACCACAGUGGUCUGUGAGAGUCAGAAAAGCAGACAAUCCUCAGUGUCUAUUGGGUGACUUUCUUAAUGAAUUCUUCAAGCUUUGCCGUCGGAAGGAGUCAACUGAUGAAAUACUUGGAAGGUCUGCAUUUGAAGAGGAUGGAAAAGAGGUUGCUGAUAUCACUCAUGCUUUGUCAAAGCUCACUGAGCCAGCACCUGUCCCAAUCCAUAAACUAUCUGUCACAAAUAUGGUUCACAGUGCAAAGAAAAAAAUUCGCAAGCACAGAGGUGUAGAUGAAUCACCUUUGAACAAUGAAGUUUUGAAUACUAUUCUUCUGUUCUUAUUUCCUGAUGCUGCUGACAAACUGGCAGAGGGAUUUGAAAGCCGAGCUAGCACUUCAUCAGGAAGCAAUCCUCCUCCAGAGAAUGAAGAUUACAAUCUCUUCAGUCAGUUUAAAUCUGCUCCUUCUGAUAGUCUGACGUACAAACUAGCUUUGUGUCUUUGUAUGAUAAACUUCUACCAUGGAGGAGUAAAAGGAGUGGCACAUCUUUGGCAAGAGUUUGUGUUAGAAAUGCGCUACAGAUGGGAGAACAACUAUCUUAUUCCAGGAUUAGCUAAUGGCCCUCCAGAUCUGAGAUGCUGUUUACUGCAUCAGAAGCUUCAGAUGUUAAACUGUUGCAUUGAAAGAAAGAAAGCAAGAGAUGAGGGGAAAAAGGGGAACAUGUCAGACCGUUCACCUGGUGGUUCUUCUGGUGAUACUGGAAAAGGAGCAGACCACUCUGGAGAUAACCUGAAGGAGACUGAUAAAGAAGUUGGCAAGUCCUGGGAAUCAUGGAGUGACAGUGAAGAGGAAUUUUUUGAAUGUCUGAGUGACACAGAAGAUCUGAAGGGAAAUGGACAGGAAAAUGGAAAAAAAGGAGGAACAAAAGAAGGCAACAAAGAGCCUGUAAAUCUAAAACCAGAAGGUCGUCUGCAUCCUCAUGGGAAGCUGACACUGCUGCAUCCUGGAGAACCUCUCUACAUUCCCAUAACACAGGAACCAGCACCCAUGACUGAGGAUUUGCUGGAAGAACAGUCCGAGGUUCUGGCAAAACUUGGGACCUCAGCAGAAGGUGCACAUCUUCGAGCACGCAUGCAGAGUGCCUGCUUGCUCUCAGAUAUGGAGUCUUUUAAGGCAGCUAACCCUGGCUGUUGUCUGGAGGAUUUUGUGAGGUGGUACUCUCCUCGGGAUUACAUUGAAGAGGAAGUGGUUGAUGAAAAGGGAAAUGUGGUAAUUAAAGGUGAGCUGAGUGCCCGAAUGAAGAUCCCUAGCAACAUGUGGGUAGAGGCCUGGGAGACGGCAAAACCAGUCCCAGCACGGAGGCAGAAGAGACUCUUUGAUGACACUAGAGAAGCAGAGAAGGUACUUCAUUACCUUGCCGUUCAGAAACCAGCUGACCUUGCACGGCAUCUCUUGCCUUGCAUCAUCCAUGCAGCUGUACUCAAGGUAAAGGAAGAAGAAGUACUAGAAAAUAUAUCUUCAGUUAAGAAGAUUAUUAAGCAGAUAAUAUCCCAUUCCAGUAAAGUUCUACGAUUUCCAAAUCCAGAGGACAAGAAGCUAGAAGAAAUCAUUGCUCAGAUUAUGAGUGUGGAAGCUAUCAUUGCCAGGGCCAGGUCUUUGAAGGCAAAAUUUGGAGUAGAGAAAUGUGAAAAUGAGGAGGAGAAGGAAGAUCUUCAAAGAUUUGUGAACUGUCUCCUGGAGCAGCCAGAAGUGUCUGUUCUUGGUGCAGGAAGAGGACCUGCUGGCAGCGUUAUUCACAAGCUGUUUGUGAAUGCUCAGAGGCUGACUGAAUCUUCUGAUGAGAUUUCUGCAGUGCCUCCACUUGAUGAAGAGCUGAGGAGAUCAGGGCCAUCAGAUGAGCGAAGACUCAACGCAGGCUCCGUGUCAGAUUUCCCACCGCCCACAGGCCGGGAGAUCAUUUUGCGCACAACUGUCCCCCGUCCUGCACCUUAUUCUAAACCACUGCCCCAGCGGAUGUACAGUGUGCUUACAAAAGAAGAUUUUCGACUUGCAGGUGCCUUCUCAGCGGAUACAACUUUCUUCUGAUGUAACUAUAGCUGUGUUACCUUGUGUGUCUUCACAAGUAGAAUGUUAUUCAUUUUCCUUCAGGGAAGUUAACACUUACAGAUCUACCAGCUUGGGGUGAGGAGAAAAUAAGGUUGUCAUUAGUGACAGAGAGUAAUAUUCCCAAGGACAGGCCUCAGCUGGGGUUUGAGAAGAAUGCCUCCAAAAGCUCCAUCUUGGAGGUCUGGAGAGGCUGCAGCAGUAGUUUUACUCAGACCUUUGAGGAAAGAAAGUCUAGGCAUCCCCCGCUGUCCAAAUGGAGCACAUGUUUUUGCAUUAGCUUGUUUAAUUAUGGAUGUUAAUGGGCUAUACGCAAAUACUUAAUGUUCAAAUUUAUGCAGACUGUGCUGCUUUACAGUUCCUUAUCAGACUUGAUAAAGUGAUAUUAGCCUACUUAAAUUGAUGUGCAGACCUUAAUUUGUAUUUAUUGCUAAUCACAAGUAUUAAGCUCACUAUUUUUUCAGUUAAUCUGUAAGUUGCCAAUACUUCUAAAAUACCCUUCAUUUUAUUUAAAGUGUACAGUACAUUCUAGUUCACGCCUACCUCUCCUAGCCUUGCAACAAUCUUUGGGCUAUUAGCUACUAUAAUCCUAUUAGUAUUAAGCCUAACUCAGUUUUAGAUGCUUUAUAUCCUUCCCUGCAUGCAAGGGCCAAAGCUAUAUGUAAAUUACAUGUACAGAGGUGUUUUAAACCAAAGUAGAACUUACAGUAGAGACCAUUUAAAUGCAUACUGUCUUUGAUCUGAUAUGAUAAAACAAUUCUAUUACAUGCUGUAAACUAACUCCGUUGAAUAUCAUGUUAACACUAUGACUUGUAAGUGCCAAUGUUGCUUGACAGUGAUCUUACUGUGUUUUAAUCAGAAGCAGCAGAUCAGAGUUACAUUACAAAAUGAAAUGUAAGAACUACGGCAUUGUUGACGUUACUCAAUAAAUCUAAACCUACUAGUUCUCAGAA
Molecule: messenger RNA, 3964 nt
Organism: Gallus gallus (chicken)
Lineage: Eukaryota; Metazoa; Chordata; Aves; Galliformes; Phasianidae
Gene: RAB3GAP1
Product: RAB3 GTPase activating protein catalytic subunit 1
Exons: 25
Coding region: 9-2993 (994 amino acids)
Biological process (GO): positive regulation of GTPase activity
Molecular function (GO): GTPase activator activity
Source: RefSeq, a predicted model, not a curated record